This is a messenger RNA of Ostrinia furnacalis (Asian corn borer), 588 nucleotides long. Its product is annotated as THAP domain-containing protein 3-like. Gene Ontology annotation, molecular function: sequence-specific DNA binding. Bases 58 to 588 code for a protein of 176 amino acids. The transcript has 3 exons. The record is from RefSeq and is a predicted model, not a curated record. NCBI's taxonomy places the organism in Eukaryota, Metazoa, Arthropoda, Insecta, Lepidoptera, Crambidae.
CGGAAUUAAUUUACGAAAACAAAGAAAUAAAUAGGCAGAUACUGAAUUAGUGCAAAAAUGACCAACUGCGUACUGCGAUAUUGCAGUAAUAAUAUUAAAACAAACAACAAAUCUUCAGACGGCGUAACUUUUCAUAAACUCCCUCACCCUGGAAACAGUAAACGAGACGAAUGGAUACAAUUCAUCCAAAAAAAUAGAAGUGAAAAAGAUUGGGUACCUAAACAUACAUCAAUUUGUUCCAAACACUUCCGGGAAGAAGAUUAUUAUUUCACCAAAACUGGACGAAAAUAUCUUAAAAAAAAUGCUAUGCCAUAUGAAAACCCUGAAAGCAACCAGUCCUCUGAAAACCCUGAACACAACCAGCGCCCACUACCUCCUACAAAACCUGUAUAUGUUUCAGACACAGGGCAUGGAAUCGCCGCGCUGCCCGCUCGGCGCGCGGCGAUUUCGUGCUCUGUGGUUUCAGAUUUAGAAUGUGCAAAGGAGAUACCAGGAAACAUUAAAUUAAAAAAAGAAUUAUUCAAAGUCACAGCCGAUAAAAACGAAUUAAUUAAAAAAAAUAUAAAAUUAAGACGACUGUAUGACUGA